ACCCGGAAAGCUAACAUACACUCUCUAACCCUACUACCGAGUACGAUCUACGAAAAAGUUUCAACUUAAAACAUUUUCCAAAAGAAAAAAAAUUUAAAAGACAUUUACGAAUACAAAAAGUGCUAAGUUCGUUGAUAAUGAAGAGCAAGCUGGGAAUCGACUUUGCGUCAAGUGAUCAGUUCGUCGAGCUGGGGAUGAACACCGUCGGGGAAACAGCCAAAACGACAACGCGACGGGAGUCCGUGGCGCCGAAGAUUGUGGUGUGUCCACCAGUGGAAGAACCGUCUGAACAAGUGACAACAACUCGCGGGACACGGUUGUUGAAGGCGCUAAGUAAACGCCUCUCCCGAAGAUCUGCGGACGCUGACUCUCUGGGCAGUUCGAGCAGCAACGACAGCAUGUCCUGCGAAACCGCGCGAACGGACGGCCGCUCCUCGAGCUCUUCGAGCGACUCCGGCAGCGACAAUUCGGAACGCCAACGCCGCCACCGUUCGACAGUAUCCUUACGGCGGGUUUUCCAAAACCUCAACCUAACCAGCCGCUCGCAGUCCUGCUCACCAAUAGAACGUCACCGACAACCCAAAAAGCAAUCACAACCAAAACGCAUUCUCCGACCUCCAGUCACCUACACAUACGUCAGAGGAUUGUCCGGCUUACCCACCCAAAGAGUGCCCCGACACACAGUAGGCCUAAACCGGUAGAUAAAUACAUCGGCAAUUUGGAAGAAGAGGAAAUUAAGACUGCUUAAAUAUAAUGUGACAGUAUUAAAAUCGCUAGAGGACAGUUUACGUCAUAUCAGUAGAAUCGGGUGUAUCGAGGGCCAGUUAUAUUAAUAAGGCGAUUGGAAUAUUACAAUUUUUAACAUCUAUGUACUCACGUCAUGCAGUGUAGUCUGCGUUAGGUAUUAUGGGAAAUGUAAAAGACUGUAUUGAUACGAUUUAUUGGGAAUCUGGAAAUAAGCUCAUUUAAAUCAGCAUUUUAAUUAAACAAGUCAUUUUAAAAAAACAUGGGCAGAAUAUAUUGCAUAUUUAUACAUUAUUACAGUAGUGUUUGGAUAGGUAAAGAAAGAAUACAUCGGUUCUGUAUGUAACCCGUAACAAGAAUAGUGCCUUUCCAGAGAGGAAUGUAGUUGUAGGUUUAUCUCGUAUAUUUGUACUAUAUUCAAGUGUAUUUUUUUUUUCAUUUGCAUAAUGGCAAAGGAAAAAAAUUUACAUAAUUAUUAUUCUUUAUAUUUCUUAGAUCAAUACACCUUUUCACAUAUGUACUGUACCCAUUGAUAACUAUGUUUUUAAAUGCAUACUAAGGAAAGUAACUAAGUUUGAAUUGUGCACCCUUGAACUCCGUUUAUAGCUAUAAAAUGUAGAUAGAAUAAUUGAUUAGAUUGUAAGUCAUUUUUAUUGUAUAGAUUUUGGUAUUUAAAAAAUAAAAAAUCAUGAAAUUUA
Bicyclus anynana (squinting bush brown) is the source of this 1442-nucleotide messenger RNA. RefSeq lists its product as uncharacterized. The coding region runs from base 138 to 701 and encodes 187 amino acids. The transcript has a single exon. The record is from RefSeq and is a predicted model, not a curated record. NCBI's taxonomy places the organism in Eukaryota, Metazoa, Arthropoda, Insecta, Lepidoptera, Nymphalidae.